AUGCCGUCAAAUGUAAAUGUGCAACAGCUCCGGAAAAAAAGAUGGAGCGAGCGCGAUACACUGAAGUUUGUUGAGCUGUAUGAAGCAGAAGAGGUAUUGUGGAACGUACAAUUCGACGAGUCAAGUUUCCCUUCCCCAGAUGCAUUAUCAGAAAUCCCUUCACAAGAGGUGCCAGUCUUACCAGAUAUACCACAUUCACCGGAUAUACCUACCAGCCCUCCCUCAGAUUUGUGUGCCCAUCCAUCGCCUAAUAGUAGCCAUUUUACUGUACCCCCGCAUCCAGCUAGGAAACGCGCAAAGAGAGCAUUGCCUCAACAUAUUGAAAAAUCAAUCGAGACACUCCAGUCAAUUAAAAAUAAAGCUCUGUGUAAUAGAGAAGUAGAAGACGAGUUCUAUUAUUUUGGCAAAAAUAUUGCUAGCCAACUACGACAACUACCACUAACCGAUGCUCUCGAUGCUCAGACAGAAAUUUUAAAUUUAUUAAGAAUGAAAAGGCAGCAUAUUCUCCAGCAGACUAGCUCUUCUAGCUACUCACCACAAUCUGAAUGCUUUAUCGAAAUACCAGACCAUGUGGAUAUAUUUGAUGCUGGUCAAAAUAUUCCCAUUCGAGUUUUAAAAACAUAUACUCCACCAAAUACUGUCAUUCAGGCAACAGGGUCUGAAAAUGACGUUCGAGCAGAGAAUAUAUUAGAAGAGGCUAUAAGAAACAUACCGACUAUUAGUGAAGAUGCUGGGCCUGAAGAUCCUGAUGAAAAACGACCGGAUUGUGACGGAGAAUCCAUCGGCCAUUGUAUUUUACCAUCUUUUGAGCCCACUGUUGCAUUAGAUGUUGUAGGAUUAUUCGCGAGCACUGGGAUCAAAUCAUCUUCAGAACUUUCUUCUUCACUCUCGUUGCUUGUACGGUCUUCUAAUUCUGAUACACUCCCAUCACUCUCGGAAACUUCCACCAGCGCAAGCAAUUCACUAUCAGUCAAUGGGCGCGCCAUUCUCGAUAUCAAACUAUUUAUCUACUGA
Acanthoscelides obtectus is the source of this 1014-nucleotide messenger RNA. NCBI's taxonomy places the organism in Eukaryota, Metazoa, Arthropoda, Insecta, Coleoptera, Chrysomelidae. The record is from the annotation of a GenBank genome assembly.